Molecule: messenger RNA, 3588 nt
Organism: Gymnodraco acuticeps
Lineage: Eukaryota; Metazoa; Chordata; Actinopteri; Perciformes; Bathydraconidae
Gene: fam20a
Product: FAM20A golgi associated secretory pathway pseudokinase
Exons: 11
Coding region: 193-1791 (532 amino acids)
Cellular component (GO): Golgi apparatus
Molecular function (GO): protein serine/threonine kinase activator activity
Source: RefSeq, a predicted model, not a curated record
GAAGAAGUGAAGCUGGAAGCAACAGACAGAAACACACAGAUAGAAAGAGACAGAGUUGGACCAACCUCUGAGUGUUUCUCUCUCUGCCUGGCUGACUGUGUGGGAGAUUACAAGUGAUGCCUCGCACUCUGAGGAGCAACACACAAUCAGGACUUUUCUUAGCUUCCUAUAUAUUUUAAACUCUCUGCUUCAAUGAUGAGGAGGGACCGUCUCUUCUUAGCCGCGACCCUCACUGCCAUCUUCUCCGCUGACCUUUACUUUGUCCUGCUGCCAAAGCUAAGGAGCGUGGGUCUGGGGUCCGGAGACUUUUGCCCAUGCGGUUCGGACAACUUCACCCUUCCCAGGCACGGAGGUCUCGCCACCCCACAGCUCUCUAACUGGACUCUGUAUGGAACCACAUCCGAACCCGCCGAUGAUGGGGGGUCGAAACUUGAGAGGCUCUUCUCCCACCCUCUGUACAACAUCAAGACCCCGGUGCUGGGUUCGGAGGAGAGGCUGCUGCAGGCGGAGCAGCUGAUGGAGUACUACAGGAGGAAGGUGGCACGCUGGGAAAGACAUAUGCAUCUCUACAGCGAGGCAGCGGCUUUGUCAAACAUCACACUGACUGAACAUGAAGUGACCUUUGACCCUGAAGCCAGCUGGCUGAAGUUCCACUCAGGAAUAAGCAGCUACGCUCUGUACUCCCGCAACGACCCCGCUAUCCCCAAACUGCUCAAAGACAUGCAGAGGAUGUCGGUCAUUAGCGCAGAUUACACUCAAGAUGAGAAGGCCCUAAAAGGAGCGUGUGAUUGUACCCAAGUUGUGAAGCCCAGCGGACAUCACCUGAAACUGGCUCUGAAGAUGCAAAACUUUGGAAAAGCCAUGUUCAAACCAAUGAGGCAGCAGAGAGACGAGGAGACUCCAGAAGACUUCUUCUACUUUGUUGAUCUCCAGAGACACAACGCAGAGAUCGCUGCCUUUCACCUGGACAGGAUCCUGGACUUCCGGAGGGUCCCGCCGGUAGCUGGCAGGCUGGUGAACGUCUCAGGAGAAGUUCUGCUAGUUACUCACAACGAUGACCUGCGAGCUGUGUUCUUCACUUCACCUGCCAACAACACGUGUUUCUUUGCCAAGUGCCUGUACGUCUGUAAGACAGAGUACGCAGUGUGUGGAGGACCAGACCUGCUGGAGGGGUCCCUGUCGGCGUACCUGCCCAGCCUCAGCAACGCGCCCCGCAUCUCCAUCCCCAACCCCUGGACUCGCUCCUACACCUUCAGCGGACGAGAAGAGUGGGAAGUGAAUCCUUUCUACUGUGACACAGUGAAACAACAGUAUCCAUAUAACUCAGGAAACAGGCUCCUCAACAUCAUCGACAUGUCCAUCUUCGACUUCCUCACAAGCAACAUGGACAGACACCAUUAUGAGAUUUUUACUAAAUUUGGGGACGAUGGGUUCCUUCUCCACUUGGACAAUGCACGAGGGUUUGGGAAACACUCUCAAGAUGAGAUGUCCAUCCUGGCUCCACUAUCGCAGUGCUGCGUGAUAAAGCGCUCCACUCUGGUGCGUCUGCAGCUCCUGGCCCGACCAGAGUUCAGACUGAGCGACGUGAUGAGGGAGUCUCUGAAGGGAGACUCUCUACAGCCCGUCCUAACGGAGCCUCACCUCUCAGCGCUGGACCGCCGGCUACAGAAGGUCCUCCGAGCGGUGCAGCGCUGCGUCAGGAGGCUGGGCGAGGAGGACGUGAUCACCAAGGACUUUGUCAAAUCCACAGCGACACCUCAGAUCAACACAGAGAUGAAGAAGGACAGGUAGCACAGGACGAAAUGAUCCUCUUCAUAGCUGUUUCUGUGCAGAAGACUUCAUGAUGAAGCGAAGUACGCAAAACAAGGCUCAGAUGGUUUCGAUUUAAGGAACAAGCCAUAAAUGGAAGACGGGUUCAAAUCUUCUGAGCUUAUCAGAGAAGGAUCUCGUUGAGGAGGUUCAGAGCGUGAAUCACUGCAGGCCUCAAAUUCCUAUCACAGAGGGAGUUGUGCAUUUUAUUUCCUUUUGUAUCUUUAAUGGUCAUAAAUUCCCCCAAGGGUGCAUUUUAUGACUCACUUUUUGUUAUGUCCACGAACACAACAUCAGGUACAUCAAGAUUGAAAUCCUGAUGGCUAUGGGAUCAAGCAUGGCGGUUUUAAAAGGGUUUCAAUGAAGAUAUGUUUAGCCCUUAAGCUUUUGAGUGUCUGUAUUUUGACUACACCGUUUAUUUAACACUUAUUAUAAGAGGUUGAGCUUUAGGAAGAAAAAACUUGCACCCUUGCCAACAUGUAUGCCAAAUGCAUUGAACAUAUAAUAUUAAAAAGCCCAAAAGUGCACCCUUAAAAACCAAUGUUAAAAACCAAAAAGAAGCAUCAGGGAAUGGAGUUUAUUUAUUAAAUAAAUUAAGCUAAAGCAUGAUUAUUCUACCAUGCAGCAAAUUCAGCAGUGGAGCUACUAUUAAUAAAAGAGAGCUACGAUGCACUGGAUCAGUUGUUUGCCAAAUUAAUGCUGGUGAAUAUUGUUGGUAUAGAGAGGAAUGUGUGGGUGUCUUUGUGUUGUUCUAAUUUUAAAAUAAAGUUAUUUUGAAGAGAAAGGAUCACCUGUAAGUUACAGUGUGUCUGUAGAUGUAUGUGUGUGAGAAAAGUGCUUCCGUUAAAACAGUCAUUUAGUUUCCUCCACCCCAUUUUCCAGACUUGUAAAUCCUUCUGUCUCAUCAGAGGGUUUAAACAGCUUUAACACGUCACUGUCAACUAAAACAGGCUGAGACACAGUAAUGACUAACCUUAAGUAAAUGUGAAAUAUGUGUCAUAUAUAUAUCAAGAUAGAAAAUCCUGAACUAAGCCAACAUUUUCUUAUUAUGAAUAUGAGAAUGUGUUGUCAUCUGUAACCAAUUUUGAGCUUUAGCCUUCAUUAUUUUAUGUGUUCCUAUCCGACAGACUUGAUAUGAUCCAGGUAUGUGUGUGAUGUAAAACAAGAUGAACAACCACAACUAUUUUUAAGAGAUCUUAACGUUUGGAAAAAUGCCAAAUAAAGUCAGACAUCAGCUUAAAAAGGCAGGCAGUAAGGCUGAUAAGUCGAGAUCGUAAAAAGUGCUCUCUACCACAGGUAAAUACCUUUAAACCACAGUGUAUCUUCACUGAAAUCUAGCAACAGGAAUUCACAUUUGAAACCCCAGUUGAAAAUGUAGAAUGACAGAUUCAAAAGUGAAAAGGCAAAUUUAGCCAAACUUUUCCAACUCCAAAAACUAAUAGCAAUAAUGUCAAAGCUGCAGAUGUUGGUAGUUUCCCAAGAGCCAAGGACAAUUGGCAAUAAUUACAUUUAUAAAUGUUUCUCAUUAUUUGAAAAUAUACUAUGUGGAAAAAAAUCUAAGUUGUCUAAAGUGAUCAAAAUCCUCUUUAAAGAAAAUGUGAUUAUUAACGAGACGAAGAAUGUUGAGAAAUAAUGAGAAAACGGAAGAAAGGUUAACAUUUAACAUGUGGGUAUGAGUCAUAGACUGUAUCUAUAAAAGUAUGUAUUAAGUGACCUUUUCUACUAUGUUUUGGUGCAGGAAUAAAUAAAAAAUGGUCCUGCUGUUUUCUAAACAUUAAG